This is a messenger RNA of Stylonychia lemnae, 501 nucleotides long. The record is from the annotation of a GenBank genome assembly. Lineage: Eukaryota; Ciliophora; Spirotrichea; Sporadotrichida; Oxytrichidae.
AUGGCCCAAAGAUCAAGACCCAAGUUCAAUGCUAAGAAAUACGAGAGACCAGGCCUCACUGAAGAUGAAAUCGAGGAGAUCAAGGAAGCCUUCGACUUGUUCGAUACUGAUGGCUCUGGCUUGAUCGAUCCAAAGGAAUUAAAAGCAGCAAUGCAAAGUUUAGGAUUUGAAGCUAAAAACCAAACAAUUUUCCAAAUGAUAUCAGACCUCGACAAGAACAAGAGUGGCACCAUUGACUUUGAAGAGUUCCUUGAUAUGAUGACUGCUAGAAUGAGUGAUAAAGAUACUAGGGAAGAUAUCUCAAAGGUUUUCAGAUUAUUUGAUGAUGACAAUACAGGCACAAUUACUUUAAGAAAUUUAAGAAGAGUCGCUAGAGAACUUGGUGAGACAAUGACUGAUGAGGAGUUAUAAGAAAUGGUUGACAGAGCUGACUCUAACGGAGAUGGAGCUGUCACUCUCGAUGACUUCUUCAAUAUCAUGACCAAGAAGACUUUCGCAUGA